This is a messenger RNA of Penicillium atrosanguineum, 1095 nucleotides long. RefSeq names its product histone chaperone napB. Gene Ontology annotation, cellular component: chromatin; nucleus. The record is from RefSeq and is a predicted model, not a curated record. Gene Ontology annotation, molecular function: histone binding; chromatin binding. Gene Ontology annotation, biological process: nucleosome assembly. Lineage: Eukaryota; Fungi; Ascomycota; Eurotiomycetes; Eurotiales; Aspergillaceae. The transcript is spliced from 3 exons. The coding region runs from base 1 to 1095 and encodes 364 amino acids.
AUGUCUGCCGAAGACCAGUCUCUCCUCGAGCGUGUCGAGAUCCCCUCCAUCCCCAAGGAGGCUGCUCAGAAGAUCUCCCACCUGCAGGAGCAGUUUAUUCGCGCUGAAGUCGAGCAGCUCCGCAAGUCGGUUCCUCUCUUGAACCCCCUCUUCGAGAAGCGCAAUGAGAUCAUCUCCUCUCCCGAGAUCCAGAACGACUUCUGGAUCCGCGUGUUUGCCAGUGCCCCUGCUGAGAUUGACGAGUACAUUCUGCCCACCGAUGCUGCUGUUAUCGGCUCCAGCCUCAAGAACAUGAAGGUUGAGCGCUUCGAGGUUGAUGCUCAGGGCAACGGCGAGCCCCGCAGCUUGCGCUUCACCUUUGACUUCCACACUAGCGAGGAGGAGAACCCCUUCUUCACCAACUCUCAGCUCGUUAAGGAGUUCUACUGGCGCAAGCAGAGCAUCAAGACCUCCAGCGGCAAGGUCCGCACCUGGGAGGGUCUUGUUUCUGAGCCCGUCCGCAUCAACUGGAAGAAGGAUAUGGAUCUCACCAAAGGUCUGCUCAAUGCCGCCUGUGACCUCGCUGAGGCCGAGAAGAAGAAGAAGGGUGGCGAUCGCACCAAGCUCCCUGAGUACGAGGCUCUCGUCAAGAAGCUCGAGAUUGCUGAGGCUGAGGCCAUGAACGAUGACGAGGAUGACGAGGACGAUGAGGAGGGCAUUGAGAGCCCUGCCGGCACCAGCUUCUUCGCCUUCUUCGGUUACCGUGGCCGUGAUGUCUCUGCUGAGCAGAACAAGGAGGCUUGCAAGCUCGACGACGAGCGCUAUGCCAAGAUCCUCAAGGGCGAGCAGGUUGAUGACGAGGAUGAGGAUGAUGAGGAUGAUGAGCUCAUUGACGACCUCGAGGACGCCGAGAUCUUCCCCGAUGGCGAGGAGCUUGCCAUCGCCAUUGCCGAGGACCUCUGGACUGAUGCCAUGAAGUAUUACGUGGAAUCGUAUGAGAUGGGCGACGACCUCGAUGACCUCGACGUCAGCGAGAUUGACGCCGACGAGAUGGAUGAGGAUGAUGACAACGAGGGCGAUGAGGCUUCGCGCCCGCGCAAGAAGGCCCGCAACUAA